This is a messenger RNA of Penicillium canescens, 561 nucleotides long. RefSeq names its product formate/nitrite transporter family protein. Gene Ontology annotation, biological process: transmembrane transport; nitrite transport. The transcript is spliced from 3 exons. Gene Ontology annotation, cellular component: membrane. The coding region runs from base 1 to 561 and encodes 186 amino acids. The record is from RefSeq and is a predicted model, not a curated record. Gene Ontology annotation, molecular function: high-affinity secondary active nitrite transmembrane transporter activity. Lineage: Eukaryota; Fungi; Ascomycota; Eurotiomycetes; Eurotiales; Aspergillaceae.
AUGACAUUCGACGCUUUCUCCCCUCGGGAGGUGACCGAGAUGGUCUCAAAUGCCGGAGUCCUCAAGGGAAACAUGCGAUUAGACAAGGUAUUCAUGAGCGCAGCCUCUGCGGGCGCUUUGCUUGCCUUUGCAUGCGGGACUGCACUUAGCACGAAUGCUACACCAUGGUUCCAAACCAAUGCCCCCGGUUUGAUGCGAACUAUCAGCGCAUUGGUCUUCCCCUAUGGCUUGUGCAUGAUCUUGUUGACAGGCGCAGAGCUUUGCACGGGCUCUUUCAUGUUUACCACAACAGCCGCACUCCACAGACGCCUACCGUGGACAAAGAUGUUGAUUCACUGGGUAGUAACAUUCCUCGGCAACCUAGCCGGAUCUCUAUUCAUCGUGGCCAUUAUCUUCGGAUACGGCAACGUAUUCUCAGCAGAACCAUUCAAAUCAGCAGUAAUCUCGUUCGCAACCAAAAAGCAAGUAACACCCGAAUUCCACAUGAUCUUCUUGCGUGGCAUCGGAUGCAACUGGCUAGUAUGUCUAGCAUGCUUUUUCAGCUGCAAGGCCGCGACCUAG